This is a messenger RNA of Plectropomus leopardus (leopard coralgrouper), 1353 nucleotides long. RefSeq names its product uroporphyrinogen decarboxylase (gene urod). Lineage: Eukaryota; Metazoa; Chordata; Actinopteri; Perciformes; Serranidae. Gene Ontology annotation, molecular function: uroporphyrinogen decarboxylase activity. The record is from RefSeq and is a predicted model, not a curated record. Gene Ontology annotation, biological process: heme biosynthetic process. Gene Ontology annotation, cellular component: cytosol.
CCGCGCCCUGGAGUGAAGGGGUGUCUGAGCAGAAACAGUUGUGCAAGCAGCUUUAAAUGACAGUUGAGGAGCUGCAGGUCGCAAGUGACAUCUCCAGAGAGACAGAGGAGCGUCUGAGAAAGCCUGACUCCUCCUGACCUCCCGACAUGAGCAAGGACGGGUUCAUCCUCCCCAAGGACUUCCCCCAGCUCCAGAACGAUACAUUCCUGCGAGCAGCACGAGGAGAAGAAACUGAACAUGUCCCAGUGUGGUGUAUGAGACAGGCUGGAAGAUACCUGCCAGAGUUUCGGGAGUCCAGAGCAGGGAAGGACUUCUUUGAGACAUGUCGGUCACCAGAGGCCUGCUGUGAGCUCACUCUGCAGCCUCUGAGGCGUUUUCCCUUCGAUGCUGCCAUCAUCUUCUCUGACAUCCUGGUUAUCCCACAGGCCAUGGGUAUGGAUGUGCAGAUGGUUGCAGGUAAAGGUCCAACAUUCCCGGAGCCCCUGAAGGAGCCCGAAGACCUGCAGCGUCUGCAGGCCAAAGUGGACGUUGGCAAAGAGCUGGGCUACGUCUUCAAAGCCAUCACGCUGACCAGACACAAGAUAGAAGGCAAAGUGCCCCUCAUAGGAUUCACUGGAGCUCCGUGGACGCUGAUGUCCUACAUGAUUGAGGGUGGAGGUUCUAAGACCUUCUCCAAGUCAAAGCGUUGGCUGUACAGACACCCUGAGGCGAGUCACAUGCUGCUGAGGAUGCUGACUGAUGUGAUCGUGGAGUAUCUGCUGGGCCAGGUGGCAGCUGGAGCUCAGGCUCUGCAGGUGUUUGAGUCCCACGCCGGCAUUCUGGGUCCAGUGGAGUUUAAAGAGUUCUCUCUGCCUUACCUCCGAGACAUCGCUCGCCGCGUCAAAGAUAAACUAAAGGAGGAUGGAAAAGACGUUCCCAUGAUCGUGUUUGCAAAGGAUGCUCACUACGGUCUGGAGGAUCUGUCUCAGUCUAAUUAUGAGGUGGUCGGGCUGGACUGGACCAUUGACCCACGAUCAGCACGGGAGCGCACAGGAGGGAAGGUCAGCCUGCAGGGGAACAUGGACCCCUGUGCUCUCUAUGCUCCAAAGGAGCGCAUUUCAGACAUCGUAAAGAAGAUGGUGGAGGGUUUCGGCACAAGGGGCUACAUCGCCAACCUGGGCCACGGCCUUUACCCCGACAUGGACCCGGAGAACGUGGGCGCCUUCGUGGAAGCCGUGCACCAACACUCGAAACAGAUGAUCAAACAAAUCUGAAGAUGGAUGUGAUUGUGUGAGAAAGUGUAACCCAAAAAUGGAUGAUAUUGAUGGAAACAUUUAUAGUAAUGCAUUAUUUUAUUAAAAACCAAAACUUUAA